AUGCAAGCGGACUUUAGACCUGCACACAAGCUGGGAACCGAAAGCCUGCAAACCCACAAGAGGAAAAAACUGCUCGCUCUCCACCAGAAGACAGCUUUAAGCCACUCUUUAGCCAAGCCGUGGGGGUCGGGAAAUGCCGGCUCGGGGAAGCAGGGGAGCCCCAACGUUGUCUUCCUGAAGACCCACAAGACAGGAAGCAGCACGGUGCAGAACAUACUCUUCCGCGCUGGCGAGCGGCGCAACUUGACUGUGGCCUUUCCCCGCUACUCCUAUCAGUUUGCGUACCCUGAACGCUUCUCAAGGGACUUUGUGGAAGACCUCCCGCCGAGGACUUCCCAUUUCAACUUGCUUUGCAGCCACAUGAGGCUGGACGCCAGGGAAGCGCAGGCUGUCGUGCCCCCUCCGACCGUCUUCCUUACCAUCCUCCGCGACCCAGUGCAGACUUUUGAAUCUGUCUUCCACUACUACCGAAACAUCGUGCCUGCCUUCCAGCCGCUGUCCAAUCGCUCCAGGCCGCUGCUCGCGUUUCUCGAGGCAUCCGACCGGUACUAUGACGCUCAAGAUGUCAGCAACGGGCUAGCCAGGAACCCCAUGACUUUUGACUUGGGCUUGAAUGCGAGUCAGGAAGCAGCGCCGGGAAGCUGGUGGGCAAGCGAGCUAGAAAGGCUCAACCAGACCUUUCAGCUGGUGAUGAUCGCCGAACAUUUCGACGAGUCCUUGCUCCUCGCACGAGAACUGUUAGGGCUGGACAUGGAGGAACUGGUGUACGCCAGGCUGAACGUUCGCCAUAAGGAGGAGGAGCCGUUGGCCAAGGAGCUGGUACCGAAGAUCCAGGCCUGGAACUGGUUUGACGUGCAGCUCUACAGGUUUUUCCAGAGAAUCUUCUGGCGCAAGGUGGAGCGCUAUGGCUACGUGCGCAUGAAACGGGAGCUAGCCGCCUUCCGGGCCCUGCUACAAGAGACUGCGGGGAAGUGUCUGUCGGGAGAGCCUGUUGGCCCAGAGGUCAUGGCAGACGAGCUUCGGCCUUGGCAGCCCGGAAGCGUCACCAUUCUGGGCUACAAUCUGAGGAAGAACCUCACCUCUGACCACUAUAGAGCCUGUUUCAGGAUGGUCUUACCCGAGCUCCAGUAUCACGCUUACCUCUAUUACAGGCAAUAUGGAAGGGAGAUGCGCCCCCUUCCCAAGGCAUAA
Heteronotia binoei (common prickly gecko) is the source of this 1191-nucleotide messenger RNA. Its product is annotated as galactosylceramide sulfotransferase-like. Gene Ontology annotation, molecular function: galactosylceramide sulfotransferase activity. Gene Ontology annotation, cellular component: membrane. The record is from RefSeq and is a predicted model, not a curated record. Lineage: Eukaryota; Metazoa; Chordata; Lepidosauria; Squamata; Gekkonidae. Gene Ontology annotation, biological process: glycolipid biosynthetic process. The transcript has 2 exons. Bases 1 to 1191 code for a protein of 396 amino acids.